Messenger RNA from Zygotorulaspora mrakii, 3219 nucleotides. RefSeq names its product isoleucine--tRNA ligase ILS1 (gene ILS1). The transcript has a single exon. NCBI's taxonomy places the organism in Eukaryota, Fungi, Ascomycota, Saccharomycetes, Saccharomycetales, Saccharomycetaceae. Gene Ontology annotation, molecular function: tRNA binding; isoleucine-tRNA ligase activity; aminoacyl-tRNA deacylase activity. The record is from RefSeq and is a predicted model, not a curated record. Gene Ontology annotation, biological process: isoleucyl-tRNA aminoacylation. Bases 1 to 3219 code for a protein of 1072 amino acids.
AUGUCAGAACCUUCAGCGCAGUUCUCUUUCGCUAGGGAAGAGGAGAAAGUUUAUGCUUUGUGGAAUGAAAUUGAUGCAUUUCAUAGGUCAUUAGAGUUAACUAAAGAUAAGCCCGAGUUUUCAUUCUUUGAUGGUCCACCAUUUGCCACUGGUACGCCUCAUUAUGGUCAUAUUUUGGCUUCAACCAUUAAGGAUAUUGUUCCAAGAUAUGCUACUAUGACUGGUCAUCAUGUUGAUAGAAGAUUUGGUUGGGAUACCCACGGUUUACCUAUUGAGCAUAUCAUCGAUAAAGAACUUAAAAUUACAUGUAAAGAAGACGUUUUUAAGUACGGGUUGGCCAACUAUAAUGAAAAGUGUAGGUCUAUUGUUAUGACGUAUGCCGACGAAUGGAGAAAGACCAUUGGUCGUCUUGGUCGUUGGAUUGAUUUCGAUAAUGAUUACAAGACUAUGUAUCCAUCAUUUAUGGAGUCUGAAUGGUGGGCAUUCAAACAACUGUUUGAAAAAGGUCAAGUUUAUCGUGGCUUCAAAGUGAUGCCGUAUUCUACUGGUUGUACAACUCCAUUGAGUAACUUUGAGGCUCAACAAAAUUAUAAAGAUGUUAAUGAUCCCGCAGUCACUAUAGGUUUCAACGUUAUUGGACAAGAAAAGACUCAAUUGGUCGCUUGGACUACCACUCCAUGGACUCUGCCUUCAAAUUUGGCAUUAUGUGUGAACAAGAACUUUGAAUAUGUCAAAAUUUAUGAUGAAAAAAAGGACUGUUAUUAUAUUCUUUUGGAAUCAUUGAUUGGCGCCUUAUAUAAGAAGCCAAAGACUGAAAAAUUCAAGGUUGUUGAGAAAAUAAAAGGUUCCGAUUUGGUGGGUUUGAAGUAUGAACCAUUAUUCCCAUAUUUUGCUGAGGCCUUCAAAGACACUGCGUUUAGAGUUAUUGAGAAUGACUAUGUUACCAGCGAUUCAGGUACUGGUAUUGUUCAUAAUGCACCAGCUUUCGGUGAAGAAGAUUACAACGUUUGUCUAGAAAUGGGCGUUAUAAGCGCUGAUGGAAGUAUUCCAAAUCCUGUCGAUGAUACAGGUAAAUUUACCUCUGAAGUCACUGACUUUGCUGGCAAAUAUGUUAAGGAUGCUGAUAAAGAAAUCAUCAAAAGCUUAACUGCAACAGGGAAUUUGUUAUUAGCUUCUCAAAUUAGACAUUCUUACCCAUUCUGCUGGAGAUCCGAUACACCAUUAUUGUACCGUACAGUUCCAGCAUGGUUUGUCCGUGUAAAGGAAAUUAUUCCCCAAAUGCUAGAUUCUGUUCAAAAAUCACAUUGGGUUCCAAGUGCCAUCAAGGAGAAAAGAUUUUCUAAUUGGAUUUCGAAUGCUCGUGAUUGGAACGUCUCUAGAAACAGAUAUUGGGGUACUCCAAUUCCUCUAUGGGCAUCAGAAGAUUUAUCAGAGAUCAUUUGUGUUGGUUCAGUUAAGGAAUUAGAAGAAUUGAGUGGUGUCACUGGAAUCAAAGAUUUGCAUCGUGAAUAUAUUGAUGAAAUCACCAUCCCAUCGAAGACUGGUAAAGGGCAGUUGAAAAGAAUUGAAGAGGUUUUCGACUGUUGGUUUGAAUCAGGUUCUAUGCCUUUUGCGUCUCAACAUUAUCCAUUUGAAAAUACUGAAAAUUUCAAGAAUAGAGUUCCCGCAAAUUUCAUUUCUGAAGGUCUAGAUCAAACAAGAGGUUGGUUCUAUACUCUAAGUGUCCUUGGUACUCAUUUAUUUGGGUCCGUUCCAUAUCAAAAUGUGAUUGUUUCUGGUAUUAUUUUAGCCGCUGACGGCAGAAAGAUGUCCAAAUCUUUAAAGAAUUAUCCAGAUCCAAAUAUUGUUCUUGAAAAGUAUGGUGCUGAUGCUUUAAGGCUAUAUUUGAUUAAUUCCCCAGUUUUGAAAGCUGAAACUUUGAAAUUCAAGGAAGAGGGUGUCAAGGAAGUAGUUUCGAAAGUUUUACUACCAUGGUGGAACUCCUUCAAAUUUCUGGAUGGUCAAAUCGCACUAUUGAAGAAGACUUCAGAUGUUGACUUCAGAUAUGAUCCAUCUGUACGCAGCGAAAACGUAAUGGAUAGAUGGAUUUUAGCAUCCAUGCAGUCUUUGGUUCAAUCUAUACAUGAGGAAAUGAAAGAGUAUAAACUAUAUGCUGUUGUACCAAAACUUUUGCAUUUUAUUGACGAAUUAACAAAUUGGUACAUCAGAUUCAAUCGUCGUCGUUUGAAGGGUGAAAAUGGUGUUGAUGAUUGCUUGAAAGCUUUAAACUCAUUAUUUGAAGCGUUGUUCACUUUCGUUCGUGUUAUGGCUCCAUUUACCCCAUUCUUAUCUGAUUCUAUUUAUCUAAAAUUGAAGAAUUAUAUCUCCGAAGAUGUCCUAAGUCAAUGCACAAAGGACGGCAGAUCAGUGCAUUUCUUAUCCUACCCAGAAGUUAGAGAAGAAUUCUUUGAUGAAGCAAUUGAAAAAUCAGUCGCUAGAAUGCAAUCAGUCAUUGAACUCGGUAGAAAUAUUCGUGAAAAGAAAACCAUCUCUUUGAAGACUCCACUAAAGACAUUGGUCAUUUUGCAUAGUGAUGAAGAUUACUUGAAAGAUGUUCAAGAACUCAAGGACUAUAUCCAAGAGGAACUAAAUGUUCGUGAUAUUAUCAUUACCACCGAUGAAGCCAAGUAUGGUGUCGAAUAUAGAGCUUUAGCUGAUUGGCCGGUUCUAGGUAAAAAAUUGAAGAAGGAAGCAAAAAAAGUUAAGGAUGCUUUGCCAAAAGUUACCUCCAGCGAAGUCCAAAAAUAUUUAGAGACCGGUGAACUGAAUGUUGCAGGUAUUGAACUGGUCGAAGGUGACUUGAAUGUCGUGAGAGGUUUGCCAGAAUCACAAGUUCAACAGGGUCAAGAAGCAAGAACCGAUAAUGAAGUUUUGAUUAUCUUGGACACGAAUAUUUACCCUGAGCUGAAAACAGAAGGUUUAGCUAGAGAAUUGAUCAAUAGAAUUCAAAAAUUGAGAAAGAAGUGUGGUCUUGAAGCCACAGAUGAUGUGCUUGUCGAAUACGAAUUAAUCAAGGACACAAUUGAUUUCGAAGAAAUUGUGAAGCAGCAUUUCGACAUGUUGUCUAAGACAUGUAGAUCCGAUAUUGUCAAGAGCGACUCUACCAAAUCCGAUGCUAUUGCUGAUGAAGAACAAUCCAUCAAUGACACCAUUUUCAAACUGAAAAUUUUCAGAUUGUAA